Molecule: messenger RNA, 696 nt
Organism: Aspergillus chevalieri
Lineage: Eukaryota; Fungi; Ascomycota; Eurotiomycetes; Eurotiales; Aspergillaceae
Gene: MRPL16
Product: mitochondrial 54S ribosomal protein uL16m
Exons: 3
Coding region: 1-696 (231 amino acids)
Biological process (GO): mitochondrial translation
Cellular component (GO): ribosome; mitochondrial large ribosomal subunit
Molecular function (GO): structural constituent of ribosome; rRNA binding
Source: RefSeq, a predicted model, not a curated record
AUGGGUCUGCAUACGAAGAUGUUUGGAGGGCCUCAACUGGCCUCGCUUCGGCCUACUGGUCUUACAACACCGUUCACUGCGAUUGCGUUCUCGCGAUACUUCUCUACUACAUCCCCCGCCCUCGAUUGGCUUACGCCCAAGUUUGCGGAAAAGUCUAAGUCGCCAAAAGGUCGCCCGCAUGUCGCUACAGGAGGUUCUACUCGGGGUACGACCGUUGUGUGGGGGGACUAUGGAUUGCGCAUGAAAGACCACGACCGCAGAGUACCGGCUUCACACCUUAAGAUCGCAGAAGAGACGAUCAAGCGGAGACUACGUGGGAUGGACUACAACCUGUACAAGCGUGUGAGCGCCAACAUCGGUGUCUACACCAAGGGUAACGAGCAGCGUAUGGGUAAGGGUAAAGGAAAGUUCGACUAUUGGACGGCAAAGGUUCCCGUGAGCCGGGUUGUUUUUGAGCUUAGUGGGAAGAUUCACGAGAAGGUUGCCAGGGAGGCAUUCCGUUUGGCAGGCCACAAGUUGCCCGGCCUCUGGGAAUUUGUCAGGAAGGGUGACCCGCCUGUGGUUGGCCUGACGAAACUCGGAAACGGUGUCACUUUGGAAAGCCUCAAGCGGCCACGCAGAAACCCGCCUCUCGGUACAGAAGCUGAAACCACAGGACCCAAGUCGGUCACAUCCAGUCCCUCUUCCUCCCAAUAA